AUGCUACAAAACAUUAAUGUUAAAGGUUCUAAAUUGACCAACAUGUUAUCUGCUACACAAGAGCCUAAAUCAAUAAAAGUUACUGAAAUUUCAGAUAAUGAGCAGAAUGAAUUAUCUUCACCACUGGUUAGACCACACACAAAAAAACAAAAAACUUUACCAUUCACUAUAUCUAAUGAUAACAAUAAAGAAGAAAUGCUAUAUGCUUUUCAAACAUCCCAAGAAUCUAAGAACAUACAUAAUUUUCUAUCUAUGAGCUUGGACGAACAAGAGUUUAAUGGCUAUUUUCCUGCAGAAAAAAAGAAUUUGACAAUUGAUGACUUUAAUUACACAAAUAAGCAAAAUAAAAUGUCAAAAAAUAUAAAAAAACUAAUUGUAUUUGAUAAACUUUCUGAUAGUUUCUGGAGAAUAGAGUACAAAGAAGUAGUGAAAGAACUAAUUCCAGCAACUCUAUACCCUUUUCCAAAGGAAUAA
Scutellospora calospora is the source of this 474-nucleotide messenger RNA. The record is from the annotation of a GenBank genome assembly. Lineage: Eukaryota; Fungi; Glomeromycota; Glomeromycetes; Diversisporales; Gigasporaceae.